Messenger RNA from Orbicella faveolata, 5289 nucleotides. Its product is annotated as C-Maf-inducing protein-like. Lineage: Eukaryota; Metazoa; Cnidaria; Anthozoa; Scleractinia; Merulinidae. Gene Ontology annotation, cellular component: nucleoplasm; cytosol. The record is from RefSeq and is a predicted model, not a curated record.
UUGUCCGCAGUCUUACGUCACACAUGACGUAAUGACGUCAAAACUGGGAACUAAGGAAGAAGUUGCCAUGUUUCGCUUUCCAGUGAGGUUCCACGAAACAGCUGGUAGACGGUAAACAUGCUGACGAUUGUCUCAACGUUAACGCUGCAAACGUUCUGCGAUCUACAAGUCGGACAGUCGCUUUGAAUUUACUAUCUGUAGGCCUACUGUCAGACGCCUUGGCAAUACAGACGGCCAUGGCUGUGGCGAUAGCAAACGGAGGAACGCAGCGGCCGCAACGUCCGCAAAGAUGUAGUGCAGGCGCUGGACCCAAAUUCAAACUCAUUCACGAAGGAGACAUUCAAGUUUGUCGCUUAAACCACAGCCGGACUUUGAUCAGUAAAGUGUUAAGUUCCAAAUUCUUGAGGAGAUGGGAAGCACAUCAUGUUUAUUUGGGAGAUUUCCAGAUGUAUUCUGCCACGUGUGUAGGGUUUAUGGAAUGUCCGUUAUCGUAUCAAGAAAUACUGGAUGCAUAUACUGUAAACAGAUGGGAUACAGGUCAACACUUUUGCAUUAGGGUAACAGUUCCAGAUGGAUCAGUAUUACUAAAGGCAUCCAAUGCAUAUUUGAGAGAUCAAUGGCUUCACUCAUUAAAAUGGAAGGUUAACCUGUUAAGAUACAAAAGACUUAUAUCAAAAUCCAGUGAUCCUGAAGGCCUAACAAAGGAACUCAGGGAACUGGUUCUCUUCUCACUAACAACACCAAUACAAGAUGAUGUAAUAUUCACAGUUCCUUUGGAGAUGGUCUCAGAUAUUCUUGCACAUCAUUUUAUCUCAUUUUCUGACGAGGAACAAGAAAACAUUAUAGUGACACUUGCACCUGUUCUGGAAUAUGUUCAGCCCUCCCCAGAAGUGUGUGCUUUCUUUAGCAAGCACUGCAAAGGCCAACUUUAUAAUAAUGAAGUAUUAGAUGUCUUCCUACCUGCUGUACACAGAAUUCUUAAACACAACAUGGAUUUUGGAAAAUAUCCACACCUCAGAAUGUUCGUUCAAGAUUAUAUUUAUACAUUGUUCUGUAAAGAUGAAGAUGCUGAUGUUGUCAGAGAAUUUGUUGAGAGUGUUCACAGUCCUGGUGCUGCUUGUCCACAUCCUAGAGUCCUUCCAAAUCUAGUUGCUGUUGUUCUUUCUGCUGUAUACUCCACAUUCGACCAAAGUGACAAAUUGCUUGUCAAAUAUGAAGAAAUCAACACAAAAUUCUUGCUCUGCUUCAUGACAGUGAUGGAUACUAUUGCCCAGUUUGAAGACUGGAGACCGAACCUGUCAACAUUACUUCAACCAAUUCCUUUCCCCAAAGAAGCCCUGAAGAACGAGACAUUUGUGCUGUACAUCAGCGCAGUGAUAAAAGCAUUUGCUGAGGAUCAGCGGUGUGAGGUACAUCAGUCGAUCCUUCCUGUCAGAAAAGGCAAAGAUGGCUGGAUUGACAUCAUCUGCCCUGGAGGAGUCUCCUGUUUUGAUGAAGGACACUUUUUCUCUCAUGUGAUGUCACGGUUGUUAAAUUGUUGUGGGAGAAGGAAAAAGACUCUUUUGGACCUCAAAGAAUCCAUGCUUGGGCCUUUCAUGCUUCUUGCGUUAAGGGGUGACAGCAGUUUUAUUCAGACGCUGUCGUUUAUGUUAGAAGUUGAGGUCCUACAAGACGAGAAUGAAAAAUUGCAGAUUAUAUCGACAUUAGAGAGCACGGAGGAAGGAAAAAUGUGUUAUGAAGCUCUCUGUCAGAAGAAAGCCAAGUUCCGACAAAUGCAGGAGAAGGGUGGACCAACAGUCCUGACUCUACCAACAAAAUCAACGGAUGACGAUCUGGCUCGACUGCUCAAGUCUGGCUCAUUUGGGAAUCUUCAAAGCCUUAACCUUGCUUUCACGCACGUGACAAGUGCGUGUGCUGAAUACUUGGUUCAGCUGCCAGCCCUGCUGCACUUAAAUCUCUGGUCAACACAGUUUGGCGACAGAGGUCUUCACAUGGUCGCUGAGCAGCUCCACAACUUAGAGUCCCUGAAUCUCUGUGAGACGCCCGUGACGGACGAUGGUCUGUCAUCCUUGGUAAUCAUGUCCAGUCUCCGCAACUUGAACCUCAACAGCACCAGACUCUCACCGACAACAUACGAAAAACUCAAGAAAUUACCGAGACUAGAGGAAUUUGAUGUGAGGUACACGGAUGUUUGACUUGUGAAUUCUGCUAAGUUUAUCGCCUACGUGCCUUAUGACAAGAAACAGUAGAUGCAUCUGUGACACGUCACGCAAUCAUUGAGACCCUGGUCUGUUCACAUUAGUUACCAGGGUCCCCUGACGCCGUCUUGGUAGCUCGUCCGUAUCCUUGGAGAGGCUGGAAACUAACACUAGCACAGAGUCGUGUAAUAUAUUCUUACAGUUGAUUUUGUUGCUUUGCGGUCAACAGUUUUGUAGAGUAGGUUCUAAAAUUAUUAUUAUUAUUUGUUCGAAGCUCAGCAGAAACAAGAGAAUUAACGCAAAUAGUUGUAUUGUACAGAGAUCUAUAUAUUUGUGCUGUUGUGGCACGUUGUAGAUACAAAUGCUGUUUGGUGUGAACGCCAUUCUUUAUUUCAUUAAGGGUUAUAUCAUUCCAUUUCCCUCUUCAGUUAAUAAGUCGUGUGAUGUUUCCUGUUUGUGGUACAGUAGGGGGUUGGGAAUGAGUAGACACACUGGUAGCGACCCACUCGGGUCCAGUUCCUCGUCUAAAACUUUGCGCCUGCGACCAUGCCACCGUGGCGUUCAACGUGGAAUAACUCUGAUUAGUUCCGUGGCCUAAAAAAAUCUGCAAUUUGUGUUUGUCGUCAGCGGGUAAAUUAUUUCGUGGGAGAAGCGUGUUUAUGUUGCUAAUUUUAAAGUUCGAAGGCUUGUUUUGUUGAACUACGUUGGGAAAAAGGAGAGAGACUCACAGUUAAUCUAAAAUGAGAGACGUUUAUGUAAUAUAGCGUCAGAGGAAAAAAAUAACUGUGUAAGUUGGAUAUUUUCUGAGAGAAUCGACUUGGUUCUGUUGCAAAUUAAACGUUUUUUCAUGCCGGUAGAAGGAUCAUUGCAAAUAUAACAAGUGGUAAACCGUAUUGUUGUGUUAAUUUGUGUUAAAACAUAGAAUCAGCCGAUCAUUGCGGAGUAUUCUCAGGAACACCAGAACGAAUAUAAUUAUAAUCUAGGGCCUUCGAGCAACAGGGGUUUCAAAAGUUUAUAAUUAGUUUAUUAUUCUUUUUAAAACAACGGCUCUGUAGUGGAAGUCUAGUGUGUCCAUACUUCCUUUGAGAGAUUUUGCAAAACCUGAGCCUCUAAAACUUCUCUCUUCUCGUGCUUUAUUUAUCCUCACGCCUGAGAAGUCAGAAUAAACCUCCGCCCCCCNAAAAAAAAAAAAAAAGAAUCAAAGAAACAAAUUCAUGACGCAAGGGAUCCAUGUAGUGGCUUGUGAUUGGUCGUUUACAUACCCGCGAAAAUCUACGUUAUGAGGGCGGAUUUAUUACAGAAUGCAUUUUCAAAAAGAAUCGGGAAAAAUGUUUACCAUGUGUCCCAGGUUUUUAAAACGAGAAAAUAUUUCACGCUGAAACUUGAAAUUAGACGACAGCCAGUGAUAUACACCGAAAGUUAAUUUGAAACCCCUGUCAACAGUGAACACUUUUAGGGAUAGUGGAAUGGUGCAUUUCUUUCUGUGAAAGCCUAGUGUAUAAUGCUUUUUUAAUAGUGAAUGUUCUACCAAGAGGCCUAGCGUAUCAGUGAAAGUGGUGGCAGUCCUUGGCCUUUCCUACACAAAUUCCCCAGGUGAAUAACAGACAAGCAUUUUUUUUCUCCGAGUGAUCUGUUGCCAGCUGUUGUGUCUUUCCUGUAUAACAAGGCCCAGGUCCGCAGCUGCUUUGGUCUCCAGAUAAAAUACGCCCACGUUCUUUAUCACGUGAAACGAAUCUUACCUAGCGCAAUAUCUCGAUGCCACUUCCUGUUCCGGUGUUCUUUGGUUUGCAUACCUUGAAAUGUCUAUUUUUGGCUCGAAAGAAGGUUUUAGAUAAAUCUAUGCAUCUGGUAGCAGUUGUUUUGCUAGAAAACUGCGCAUACUCUGAACUUUUUCCCGCUGUGUUCAUCUGACUGUGAUUUCCCCACUUCUUGGCCAAUCGGGAGCCACUUAUGCCUGCGAAGCACAUGUUAGUGCACGUGCGGUUUGUGGUUGGCUGAUUGGCUCAGAAAUUUGGAGUGCCUUGAACUAAAAGCAAAAAUCAAAAACUUAGCGAGGUUGACAAGUUACGUUUCACCACUAUUGACAAUGUUCUCUCCUUUCAAAUAGUCCAGCUUCGAGUUAACCGAGACCGCUGAACAGAAAGAGUAAAGACUCAUCUGCACAGUGUUAGUCUCGAUCUGAGUGAAGUAUAAAUUAUUCAAUACUGUUACAAAAGUGAUGAAGGACAUAAAGCGUAAGGUGAAACAAUACACAGAGUUGUCAAUUCUCUCACUGUUAUUGGCGAAUAUUUCAAUUCAGAUAGAGCCUGUGCACAGGUGCUUUCUUAGUCCUUUAUUCGGCCAUGUUGGUUUCUCGAAAUUGGACCAUUACUAUCUCUUUUCAAGAUUCAACCAUGAAUGAAACUAGAGGAAAGUUCAUUUCGCUUUGAAACCUGUAGAUCAUAGCUUCAUUGUAUAGUCAGUAUUUAGAGUGCUAUGAAUAUAACUGCUAUUAGUCUGACAGUACCUGCUCAUUGUACAUAAAAUACGCCACAUGAAUAUAAUUAAGUUCCAUUUGUGUAUAAUAAUGAAGGAAUUGUAAAAUUGUUUUCCUUUCUCCUUGUUCUCCCUUUGUGUAGGAGACACGAAGUUAAACUUAAUAUAAAUUAUUACUUCUUUAUCUUUCUUGUGAGUUAAAAGUUACGUCGUAGGUUGCUGUUUGGACGUUUGAAACUUUAAAGUAAAGUUAAUUUACAUUUUUGGUGCCUUUCGGUUUAGGCUACUUCAAGCAUUAUUUCAGGUAUCUCGAAACAUUCGUGGUUCAUAAAAAAAAGAACUUAGUAUCGGCUUUACUUAAUAGAACAGUACUGGGACCUUUCUAUUGUAGCCCUGGGAAGAGAUGGGAAGCUGUUGUCCUGUAAAUGUAAGAUAGAUAGAUCGCGAACAGUCCCCUUAUUUUUUGCGCUUUGUGUUUUGGACUGCCAGUCUUUUCAGCGGAAAAAUAGCAGGAAUGUUCACAGUUAGUAGCUAAACCGUCAACCAUGUAAAUUUGCUAGUGCUACGUUCAUGAAUGACUUGAAAUAAAAGAUAAUAAAUAUUAUCCAUGCCAAAA